Molecule: messenger RNA, 3627 nt
Organism: Prosopis cineraria
Lineage: Eukaryota; Viridiplantae; Streptophyta; Magnoliopsida; Fabales; Fabaceae
Product: zinc finger BED domain-containing protein DAYSLEEPER-like
Exons: 2
Coding region: 315-3359 (1014 amino acids)
Molecular function (GO): protein dimerization activity; DNA binding
Source: RefSeq, a predicted model, not a curated record
CCAAGUUCCAAAUCCAAAAGAGCUGCCCUAUCGUUAAUCUUCUGAGGAGCCAGAAACCCUAUCCCUUCAAACUGAACCAGUUCGUUCCCUCGAAGGUCCAAUUGGCCUCUCGGGUUCGUUCCAAGCCCAAUCACCAUCUCCCUCCCUCCCCUUGCGUCCUUUCUCUCUCCUCUGCAAAACCCUAGAUCGAUCUCCGGUGACUUUGAGGCUCGGUUUCCGAGCUUCCUCCUUCAACUCCGCGUUUCGGUCUUCGCGGUCUCGGUCCCUUCUUUCAGCUGUCUGCCAGGUAGAGCAUAGAUAUAUUUUAAGACAAAAUGGCUACCAUUGAACAAGACAAAAUGGUGACCCCUGGCGUGAAGAAUGAUCCCGUUCGUUUGGAUGCUCAUCCUAGCAAUGAUCUAGCAACUUCUGAAUCAGUUCCUGACAGUAGGUUUGGAGAUUUUGAAUCUCAGCCCGACAAUGACCGCUCAAGUACUGAAACAGCUAAGCAGGGGCUUCACAUGUCCAAGAGCCAAGCCACUAGUGAGGAAGCAACCGGCAAUCAGUCUGUUAAUUCUGAAUCAGAAAUUAGCAACAAGCCAGGUGAUUUUGAGGCCGAACUCAACAAUCAGCUUGUUCAUUCUGAGGUAUCAUCUGCCAAUCAGUUGGACGACCCGGAGGAUCAGCUAGUUAACUCUGAAGCUCCUCCUGAAAAGCUGCUCACCCCUGAAGGUCCACCUAACAGCCGGUUGGUCAAUUCUGAGGCACCCUUGAACAGUGGUCAGGUUAAUUCUGAUACAAAAGCCAGCAAUGAGGUGGUUAGUUCUGAAACACAGUCCAGCGUCGAAGUGAUUAUUUCUGAAACUCCACCCAGCUCUGAGGUGGUUAUGACGUUGAAAACAGAAUCCAGCAAUGAAGCAGUCAUACCUGAGACGCAGCCUGGCAAUGACGCUUUCAUAUCUGAAACACAGACUAAUGGUGAUAUCAUAAUGUCUGAAGCAAAUUCCAUAACGCAUCCCAACAAUCAGUUCGCCCAUCCUGAACAUCUUCCCAAUAAUCAGUUCACCAAUUUCCACGUGCUUGAUGAAAAUCAGAUGCCAAUUCCUGAAUCGCUCCAUAAUUUUGAGACUGAACCGCUGCAAAACAAUAAUCCCACUGACACCAAGCCAAUACUCGACAAUAAUCUGGCCCAUUAUGAAACAGUGCCCAACAAUCAUUUGACACAUUCUGAGACAAUAACCGAUGUGACGAGCUCUGAAUUUUUAUCCCAUGAUCAGUUAGCAAAUUCUCAAAUGUUGUCUCACUAUGAGCUAGCAAACAGUGAAGCAGUGAACAACAAUCAACUAAUUGUUUCUCAAUCGCAGUACGAGAUAGUAAAUACUGAAACCCCACCUAGCUAUGAGAUAAUAGAUGCUUCUGCACAGCCCAAUGAUGAGGAACGUGCUCCAGAAACUCAGCCAAGCAAGCGGAGGAAAAAGAAAUCCGUAGUCUGGGAGCACUUCACUAUAGAAACCAUCAGUCCUGGAUGUAGAAGGGCAUGCUGCAAACAAUGCAAGCAAAGUUUCGCCUAUAGUACAGGUUCAAAAGUUGCUGGUACCAGCCACCUCAAACGCCACAUUGCCAAGGGGACCUGCUCGGCACUUCUUCGUAACCAGCAGCAGAAUCAAUUAACUCCAUAUACUCCACGUGGAAGAGGAAGUGGGGGUGGCGGUGCUAGUGAUACACCAAAAAGACGUUAUAGAUCCCCUAGCACACCAUACAUGAUAUUCAAUCAAGAUCGAUGUCGCCAUGAGAUUGCUAAAAUGAUCAUCAUGCAUGAUUACCCGCUUCACAUGGUUGAGCAUCCGGGAUUUGUUACCUUUGUCCAAAAUCUACAGCCCCAGUUCAAUAUGGUAACCUUUAACACCAUCCAAGGAGAUUGUGUUGAUGCGUAUCUGAGAGAAAAACAAAACCUUAUGAAGUAUUUUGAGGGAAUACCAGGACGUAUUUGUCUGACACUGGAUAUGUGGACGUCCAGCCAGUCUGUAGGGUACGUGUAUAUUAAUGCGCAUUUUGUUGAUAUUGAUUGGAAGCUACGGAGGCGGAUUCUCAAUGUUGUUAUGGAACCCUACCCUGAUUCUGACUCUGCUCUCAGCCAUGCUGUUGCUGUUUGUCUUUCUGAUUGGAGUUUGGAGGGUAGACUCUUCUCUAUCACUUCUAAUCAGGCAUUGAAUGGUGCUGCUUUUGAAAAUCUCAGACCUUUACUCUCGGUAAAGAAUCCACUUAUCCUCAAUGGUCAGUUGGUGCUUGGUAACUGCAUUGCCCGUGAGUUAAGCAGGGUCGCAACUGAUUUAUUGGGAUCAGCACAAGACAUAGUUAGGAAAAUUCGUAGUAGUGUAAAAUAUGUGAAAACAUCAGAAUCACGUGAGGAAAAGUUCCUGGAGCUCAAGCAGCAACUUCAGGUUCCCAGUGAAAAGAACCUGUUCAUUGAUGACCAGACUCAAUGGAACACGACAUACCAAAUGCUUGUGGCUGCUUCUGAAUUGAAGGAAGUAUUUUGUUGUUUGGAUACUUCUGAUCCUGAUUACAAAGGAGCGCCUACAAUGCAAGAUUGGAGGCUGGUUGAGACCCUCUGCACAUGCUUGAAACCCAUUUAUGAUGUGGCAAACAUUCUUACCACAACAACCAAUGAUCCCGCUGCGAUAACAUUUUUUCAAGAAGUUUGGAAGUUGCAGUUGGAGUUGGCUCGUGCAGUGAUGAGUGAGGAUCCCUUUGUUAGGAACCUCAAUAAAAUUAUGCAAGAAAAAAUUGAGAAAUACUGGAGAGAGUGCAGUCUGGUGUGGGCAAUUGCAGUAGUUAUGGAUCCUCGUUUGAAGAUGAAGUUUGUUGAGUAUAGUUUCUCGAGAGUAUUAGGUGAGGAUGCCCAUGAAUAUAUCAAAAUCGUUGAUGAUGGAAUUCAUGAGCUGUUUCAUGAGUAUGAUGCUCUUCCCCUCCCACUAACUCCAGCAUAUCCAGGAGGAGGAAAGGGAAACCAGACGAAGACGGAGGAAUAUCCAGGGGGAACUCUGUUAUCAGAUAGUGGUCUUACUGAUUUUGAUGCCUACAUCAUGGAAACUAGUAGCCAACAAAUGAAGUCAGAACUAGACCAGUAUCUGGAAGAAUCACUGCUACCCCGUGUUCCAGAAUUCGAUGUAUUAGGUUGGUGGAGACUGAACAGAGUCAAGUACCCAACUCUUUCCAAGAUGGCUCGGGAUAUUUUGUGUAUCCCAGUAUCAACUGUUCCUCCUCACUCUGCUUUUGAUGCAAAAAGCAAAGAGAUGGAUCAGUACCGGAUCUCCUUGCGACCAGAGACGGUGGAAGCCCUUGUUUGUGCCAAGGACUGGAUGCAGCAUGGCAUGUAGCUGCCGAAUCUUCCAGUGCGGCUGUGAAAAUGGGAUAUUCUAGAUUUGAGGUGGAAGGUUGUCGCGGGUAGUUUACUUCUCUUUGUUCAUACUUCUCUGUUAGGCUAUAUAAUUUGUAUCAUAUUUAGAUUUGUAUUCCGCUGAAAAACGCGCAACGUUCAAUUUCUUGUGUACCUUCAGUUUUAGAUCCUGAUAUAUUUGAGCCUUCAUAGGUGGCUCCGACUAUUUGUCAUGAAGGUGAUGAUAAUCAUGAAACCAGUCACUCUUC